CUUUCCGUUAUUCCCGGAAGUGUUUGUGUUGGUUUGCUGCAAACAGGUUGCGCAGUGUGUUCAACACUAGCAUCACAGAUUCAAAGAGAGGUAUUUACAUUUUACCUUGGACUGAAACACCGUCUAAAUGUCUGGGGGAACCCGUUUGGAGAACGCAAACCCUGUGAUUUUCCAGCGGUCCGGGGAGAGACUGCUGACAGCGUCCGAUGAGGAUGAAGAUGUCCACGACCCCAUCGACGACAGAGAAAUAUUCGAUCUGAUCAGAUCCAUCAAUGACCCAGAACACCCCCUGUCUCUGGAGGAACUCAAUGUCGUGGAGCAAAUCCGAGUCAAAGUGAACGAUGCAGAGAGCACUGUGGGUAUUGAGUUCACACCCACGAUCCCUCACUGCAGCAUGGCGACGCUCAUCGGUCUGUCAAUCAAAGUCAAGCUGCUCCGCUCCCUGCCAGACAGGUUCAAAAUUGACGUCCACAUCACUCCAGGGACUCACGCCUCAGAGGAAGCAGUGAACAAACAGCUGGCAGACAAAGAGAGAGUGGCAGCAGCUCUGGAGAACUCCUCGCUACUAGAGGUGGUCAACCAGUGCCUGACCUCCAGGAGCAUCUGAGCAGCCAAUCAGCUUUGUCACGUUCUGCUUUCAGUCUCUGAUUUGUGCAGCAGAAUGCACCGAACAGCCAAUCAGCUUUGGCUCUUUCUUUGACAACUCAGAUGUAUCUGUCUGACCAACUAUCACUGAUCCAGAUGUGAAUAGCUGCAUCUGGUAGACACUGAUGCAGCAAAAAACAGGAUCAUACAGAGUUCCUGUUCCAGUGUUUCUUGUAGGGAAGUGUAGGGAAUCCCAGUUCAAAGAACAUAAAAUAAUCAUCAUGCAAACCGGUUUAUACAAAGCAGAGAAAUUAUUCUUCUACCUGUGAAUUUUAGGGUCAUCACUGUUACAAAGUUCAGGGUUUAUAUUAUGUAAUUUGUAUUGUAACUUAUGGAUUUAAUCAUUAUUAGAAUAAUAUUUGCCCUCAACGUCUUCUGAAAAUCUGCAGCAACAAUCGUCACCUGUAUAUAAUAUUAAUGCUUUUGAAAUUUUAGUAAAAGAUUGCAGAUCAGUAAUGAAAAUAAAAUGAUGAAGAUA
Molecule: messenger RNA, 1123 nt
Organism: Thunnus maccoyii (southern bluefin tuna)
Lineage: Eukaryota; Metazoa; Chordata; Actinopteri; Scombriformes; Scombridae
Gene: ciao2b
Product: cytosolic iron-sulfur assembly component 2B
Exons: 5
Coding region: 128-607 (159 amino acids)
Biological process (GO): iron-sulfur cluster assembly
Cellular component (GO): cytosolic [4Fe-4S] assembly targeting complex
Source: RefSeq, a predicted model, not a curated record